AUGAGACUGCACGGAUUUUCAAAGUUUCUAGCUCCUAUACUACUGGUUGUGUUAACUGUAGUGAUAGCCGACGACGGAACAUCACACGAUGCGAAUCUCUAUCAGUUUCUCGACUUUACGCGAGUGGAAAACAGCCAGCAGAAGAACGAGAAUCGUCAUUUCAAAUGGUUUGGUAAACUUCGACGAUCGAAUAAGAACCAAAAAUCAGUCGAACAAGUCAGCAGUCAGCCGGAAGAUGAGCAAUACGAGUCAGUCCCCAAACGUCCGCUUUUGCAAGCAGCUUUCAAAAUGGUGCCACUCAGCUUUCAUAAGCCUGGCAAAAAGUCGAAAGAAUCAACCUACAUUGUACUGCCACCACUGCCUUCCGCCAACCAGGCGAAAUCAGUUGGCUCGCAAGGGCCGCAUCAUCCAAUUUACAUAAGUAAGCAAGACACUGCCUUCCACCAACCUGGGCCACCGUAUAGUCAGACCCAAUCAGCCCCAACAGGUCCAGCUCAGAAUCCUCAGCCCAGCCCUUUUCCUCCUCAGCAAACACCCAACUACGACGCUCCCCCAAAUUCCCCAGUGUCACCGAAUGCGGAAAGCGAAUACCAUGAGGAAGCUGUCUCUCCUCCAGCCCACAGUGAUUCUCGCUAUUCGAAAUGGUUUAGAAAAUUGAAGCGAAGAAAGUCAAAUCAGCCCCAACCGGAGAAGCCGCAACACGAGCCGGAAACAUUUCAAGACAAGCCGCCCAAUCAAGCGUCUGGUGCUAUUCCAGAAACCAUCUUUUAUUAUCAAAAUGGGUCUCCCUACAAUAAACCAUCUGCCACCCCAAAUCAACCAGGAAAUGGCCAAUCUCCAACCUUUUUACGUCAGCCCCAAAUUGCAAAUGGCCCAUCACAGCCAGCUCCUGCCAGACCAGCAAACAUCCAACCGCAAUCAGCCCCACCAACGCACCCAGGAGUUUUCAGUUCUCAAAUCAACUUUGAUUCUCGAGAUAAUUUCCCUCAUUCUAUAACUGAAGUCCUAGAACAGCCUCCACCUUCCGGCAACUUGUACUCGAAAUUGAUUAAAAAAAUGAAGCGAAACAAAACUCAAAAACCUGAGCCAGUAAAGGUCGUCAGCCAAGCGGAACCGAUUUUCAGUCCAAUUCAAACAGAAAACAUUCCGCCAUCUGAUCCAGCACCUUACCGACCACUCCAAUCGCCCCCACAGCAGACUCCUCCGAGACCAGCAGCAGCUAACAUCGUAAAACCGCAAUCAACCGCAACAAAUCUGCCGUCAGAUCCAGCACUUUACCGGCGUCCCCAAUUGCCAUCGCAGCUAUCCCCUCCAGGACCAGCCAACAUCGUUAAACCGCAACCAACAGCAUCGCCAGUACCUCACAGCUCGCAUCAUCAGGCUCCUAACAAACCGGCUCGCCCAGAAGCGGCUACUCCUCCGGCAGGCAACUCUCUAACAAAACGUCCUCAGACUGUGACUGUUGAGAAGCAGCCUCUGUUUCCGGAGAGCGAAACUUUCUUUUCGUCAGCCAAUAGGCCCGACUUUGGCCCAACACCGUUUCAAAAGCAAACUGAAAAUAAAGGAACCAACGAAAGUUCCGAUGGAUUCUUCGAAUUCGGCAUUUUCCCAAACGCGAAUGAUUUUUUCGAACAAAAUUUUUCAGGAUAA
This is a messenger RNA of Daphnia pulex (common water flea), 1650 nucleotides long. Its product is annotated as vegetative cell wall protein gp1-like. The coding region runs from base 1 to 1650 and encodes 549 amino acids. The record is from RefSeq and is a predicted model, not a curated record. The transcript is spliced from 2 exons. Lineage: Eukaryota; Metazoa; Arthropoda; Branchiopoda; Diplostraca; Daphniidae.